CUGGGAAUCAUUUUCACCGAGGACCGAACAAGGGAUAUAGAGAUGGAGACAAGAGUGCAGCGGGCAAAUGCACUCGGCUACCAAAUCGCCCCUCUUCUACUAAGACAUCUACGAAUAAAGAUGGCGUUGGAGAGCAAAGUCAGACUGAUUAACGUUAUAUUUAUUCCAACCCUUACCAGUGUCAAUUCUGGGCUCUGA
Lymnaea stagnalis (great pond snail) is the source of this 198-nucleotide messenger RNA. NCBI's taxonomy places the organism in Eukaryota, Metazoa, Mollusca, Gastropoda, Lymnaeidae. The record is from the annotation of a GenBank genome assembly.